Molecule: messenger RNA, 3555 nt
Organism: Tetranychus urticae (two-spotted spider mite)
Lineage: Eukaryota; Metazoa; Arthropoda; Arachnida; Trombidiformes; Tetranychidae
Biological process (GO): cell differentiation; regulation of transcription by RNA polymerase II
Cellular component (GO): nucleus
Molecular function (GO): DNA-binding transcription factor activity, RNA polymerase II-specific; sequence-specific DNA binding
Source: RefSeq, a predicted model, not a curated record
CCUUCUUUCUCUUUCUCUCAGUCUUUCACUUUUUCCUUUCUCUCUUCUUUCAGUCUCAACCUUUCAUAGACCCCAUCGAUUAACCAUUUUAUUGUACAAGAGACUGUAGACUAGAUCAUCGUCAUCAGCUCCCUUUGACUCUCUUAGUGUGUUUAGUUAAGUGUAACAUCACUUGUACUUUUAGCAUCGUACUUUUAUCCGUCCUCAUUAUCAUCCCAACAACAUUAUCAAAAAUUUUUAUUCCAAUUUCAACCCAAUAAUUAGUCUAUUGUCGCCAUCAUUUGCUGAUUGAAAAUUCAAACAUUUUUGCCAACAUUUUUUUCUUGCCCAUCUUUUCACCAAUCUUUAUCUUUCUCUCUCUCUUUACUUGACCGUCUCAUCAUUUGCUCUUGUCCACAUUUGUUUAUUUUUAUUUUCACUCGACAAUGUCCAUUCCAAGGGAACGUUGUUCAUUAGAAACAGAUUUUGAUAGUAAAGUCAAACUAAAUUCUCCUAUCCAACGAUGUUCACCCAUCUCAUCGUCUUCAUCACCACUAUCUUCCUCGUCUUUAUCUUCAUCUUCCUCCUCCUCUUCUUCUUCCUCUUCAUCAACCACCUCCUUAUCGACCAACACAAAACCCAAAGUAUCAUGUUCACCAUCCAAUUUACCCUCAUCCACAACGUCAAACAUUAACUGUGAUGAUCUCACUUCAACCGAGUGUCAACCCUCAUCAUCAUCUUCAACCUCACCAGGAACAGUUGCCCUUAACGGUCACCCUCAACAUCAUCCCCAGGCUCAACAUCAACGGAUCCAAGUAAAGCUUGAAGAAGGCUCAAGACCUUGUAUAACCUCAACGGUAACUCAACCACCAUCAAGCGUAUCAAAUCAACCAACAGCCAGCCUUAGUUCAACGUACACCAAAAAUGUUUUGCCCAGUAAUUCAAUUUUAAAUUCAACCAUUUCACCUUCAACUUCAUUCCCAGAUUAUCGUGAAUUUGAUUCAAAUAUGUGUUUAUACAAGUGCAAUAUAACAAGUGAUAACCAUCGUUUAUACAAUUCAACUAAUAAUACCAACUCUACUGGUAAUAAUAAUAUCACCAACAACAGUAAUAGUAAUAGUAAUAAUAAUAAUAGUUCAACUAAUAAUAAUAUUGACCUAUACCAUUCUCAUCAUCCUCAUCAUCGUUUCCAUCACCAUCAUCCAAGCAAUUCAAUAGCUUCUCCAUUGAUUAACCAUCAUCAUCAUCAUUCAACUUCUUCUUUCCUCAACUCUGAUCUAGUUAAACAUCAACCAUCAACACUGACCUCACCAAUAGCCUCAACCACUGCAGCCCUAUUAACAGGCAACACUUUAAAUUGUUCACCAACCCUGUCCAACAGUCACAACCUGAGUCUCACAAAUGGUACCAACAACAGUAACCAAAACACGUCAAACACCAACUCUAGUUUAACCAACACUACAAUUGGUAUCAACAAUCUAACCAACAAUUUACCAGGAAACAAUUUAAACCAUUCACCACAGGAGACAAUUACAAAUCUUCACAAUUCCCAUCAACAUUUAAUUAACUUUACUCCAGCCAACAAUCAUGUAACAUCUAACCAAGUCAACUUGACCAAUUCAAAUUCAAGUAACAUUACAUUGAGUGAUUUUAAUCGUCUAAUCAAAAAUGAUCGCCUUGAAUCUAAACUAAUGGAUACAAAUGGUUCGCAUCUAUUGACCAUGUCAAGUGAACGUUACAUACGGUCAACACCAUUCCCAUCAAGUUACCAUCCAAGUUGCCCAAAUUUCACCGGAUUCACUGAUCCACCAAAUUUUAAUCACGGACUUGGAUCCAAUCUAGACUGUGGCAAUUUAAAUGCUCUCAACAGUUCCAAUUCAAUUGGCAACACCAACAAUCAUGGUAACAACAACAAUAUAAACAAUUUACUCUCAACACGGUCCAAUGUUGGCUCUUCAUCGUCCUCACUAUUUUACGAAGUAAACUCUUCGAGAUCAUCUUCUUCAUCUUCCCUUCUCGAUCCAAACACUCAUUCAACCUCAUCCUCAUCAACAACAACACCUCGUCAACACGUUCACUCGUCAUCUUCAUCCUCAUCAACAACAACUUCAACUACAUCUUCAAGCCAAUCAACGCCAUCAACAACAACAAUCAAGGAAUCGAAAAAGUUGACUCAAAGUUACACUCCGAUCACAGCAAUGACCAAAACAUCCUCACUGGACUCGUACACUUAUCCACACAUAAGAAGUGUUCAAGAAGUUUAUCCAUUUUUAACCUCGAAUGGACGUUCAAUAUCUUCCGGUUCAGGGCAAAUUCAAUUGUGGCAAUUCUUAUUGGAAUUGUUGGACGAUCCAACGGCUAAACAGUGUAUCAUCUGGGAUGGUCAAGAUGGUGAGUUUAAGUUGACUGAUCCAGAUGAAGUCGCUCGUCGUUGGGGCGAAAGGAAGAGCAAGCCCAACAUGAAUUAUGACAAAUUAAGUCGAGCCCUGCGUUAUUAUUACGAUAAAAAUAUAAUGACCAAAGUCCAUGGGAAACGAUAUGCAUACAAAUUUGAUUGGCAGGGCUUAGCUAAUGCUAAUCAACCAGCAACGCCUGAUCCUUCAGCCUACAAGGGUUAUCCUACCCAUGACUACUUCAUGCCUCCACCGGGCUAUCAUCAUCAUCAUCCAACGUCAAAAAUAAACUUUGCUGCUGCUGCCUCUUUGACUCCUUCCUCUGGAACGGGAAGCAUUUUCAGUCCUUCAACAACCUACUGGACCAGUCCAACGGCAGCCGCAGCCAACCUUUACUCCAACAUACAUGUAGCUGCGGCCUCUCAUCAUGCAACCAUGCCUCACCAUCACCAUCAUCAUCAUCAUCAUCCAACUCAUGUUACAUCUCACAUUACAUCUUACCCUCACUAUGCAUGAUCCAACUUAUAAACCCGAAGCCCAUUAUUAUUACAGGAUUAAAGUCAACUUUUAUUUGCUAAUCAACUAAAAUACAAAAUAAAAGGUGAAAAACGAAGGGAAAGUCAAAGGAAAAUUUAACCUUCAAAGAUGAGGAUAAUGAUGAACAAGAUGAUGAACAAGAGCAAGGUGAUGGACAAAUGUUGGAGCGAUCAUGAAGAGAACCAAUUUUUCAUUAUAUAAAUAUUAUAAAUAAACAGAAAUAGCGUUUUCCUCUCUUCAGCUCUCGUCAAAAGCACUUUUCAAGCAUAUUUUUUUCUUCUCCUUCUUUUCCCUUCUUGCCGUCUAAAUAUCAAUAUCUCACCCUCAAUACUUUUCAUCAUCCUCAUCUCACCUUCAACUCCUAUUUACCUUUGUCCAUCAUCAAACGGUCCAAAAAUGAACCCACAAAAUCGUGCAAUUAUUGCGACCAAACAAACAACUGUUAUGAGAAAAGCAAACAAAAUGAUGAACACACUGAACCAGUUUUAUUGGAAACUCAAAUUAUUAUUUAAUUAAGUGUUAUUUGACGAUGAGGCCAUCAACGUAAUGUAAAAAACAGCGUCUUAAUGUAACAAAAUGAAUAUAAAAAAGUGACAAAAAAACCAAAAAAUAUGCUAAUAAAGAAAAAUUAACAAUUAAAAAUUUU